Molecule: messenger RNA, 1861 nt
Organism: Diospyros lotus (date-plum)
Lineage: Eukaryota; Viridiplantae; Streptophyta; Magnoliopsida; Ericales; Ebenaceae
Product: protein RETARDED ROOT GROWTH-LIKE
Exons: 7
Coding region: 160-1434 (424 amino acids)
Source: RefSeq, a predicted model, not a curated record
CGCGUGAGAGUAAAAAGUGCUAUUUUCAAAAUGAAUGGAAACGGAAAGGCACGCAGCAGCAGUACACAGAAGAGGAUGAGUUGGGUGUUGGCCGAAAGAAAACAAGAAAACGCCAUCCGGUCCGCGGCAUCGACGGCUACAGAGCCAUGAGAUGCUGAGAUGAAAAUGAAGACGAUGAUGACGGUGAUGUGGAGGUACCACCGCUCAAUCGACGCUCACAUGAAGUCUAUCCUCCUCCUUCCCUCCCUUUCUUCUUCAAUCUCCCCAUCUCCACCGCCGACAACUUCCUUCCGAGCACUUUUCACGCUCUCAAACCCUAGCUCCGGCCUCAUCCUGCCGCCGCCGCCACGAUCGCUAAACCCUUGCUCUCCCCUUCUAUCUCUUGCCCAAACCCUAGACCUCCGCCGGACCAACUACUCCUUGGCCUUUCGUCCACUAUCCGGUUUCGUUGUCUCCAAAUGCGUUUCCUCUGUUUCGUCGGCGCACCAUGUGGAGUGGAAUGACGCCGUCUCGUGCUCGGAGGUUGGGGACGGUAACACUGGUGGUGUCACGGAGGAUGAGCCCAGGCCCUCCAUUCCUGUCAGGGCUUAUUUCUUCUCGACCAGUGUUGAUUUGAGAAGCUUGGUGGAACAGAACAAGCCCAACUUCAUUCCACCUACAUCCCGAAUGACCAAUUAUGUUGUGUUAAGGUUUGGCAAUGUCAAGUCUGAGCCCAAUGGUCUGGGUGCCAAUUUAAGCGGAAGUGACUGCUGUUACAUAGUAGUUUUCCAGUAUGGAUCAAUUGUCUUGUUUAAUGUUCGUGAUCAAGAAGUUGAUGGAUAUCUCAAAAUUGUACAAAAACAUGCUUCUGGGUUGCUCCCUGAGAUGAGAAAGGAUGAGUAUGAGGUGAGAGAGAAACCAACUUUGAACACAUGGAUGCAAGGUGGAUUAGAUUAUAUAAUGUUGCAGUACUUGAAUAUUGAUGGAAUCCGUACAAUUGGCAGUGUUCUUGGCCAAAGUAUUGCUCUUGAUUACUAUGUCCGCCAGGUUGAUGGAAUGGUUGGAGAAUUCACGGACAUUAACCGUGGGAUGGAGAAAACUGGAACUUUUACAAUGGAAAGGAAAAAGCUUUUUCAGUUGGUGGGAAAGGCAAAUUCUAAUCUUGCUGAUGUGAUUCUUAAGCUUGGACUUUUUGAGAGAUCAGACAUAGCCUGGAAAGAUGCCAAAUACGCCCAGAUUUGGGAAUAUCUCAGAGAUGAAUUUGAAUUAACGCAGAGAUUUGCGAGUCUUGAUUUUAAGUUGAAGUUUGUGGAGCACAACAUCCGCUUUCUUCAGGAGAUUCUUCAGAACAGGAAAUCGGAUUUUCUGGAAUGGCUGAUCAUAAUAUUGAUAGGCGCUGAAAUCCUAAUCUCCGUGUAUGAUAUAGCUCAUAAGUCUGCAAUGACAUCACUAUAGCCAGCCAUCGACUGUUGCAACCCACCCUGUCGACAAUGCUUACGUGUGGUGGUUUCAGGGUCUUUCGUGUAAGCGCCCCAAAGUCAUCUAUCUAUCAAUCGGUGAUUGAGGCCCUUUGUAUAUACUGGGGAUCAAUCCAUUUUGAUGGGGUGGCUAUGCAGCUCCUCUCUCUCUCUCGCGCCCGUUCCCCGGCGGGCCUUGAAAUUUUAUUGGUUUAUUAUUACAUGCUACAUACGCUAGUCUCUCUCCCUCUCUCCAACUUUCUUGUAUGUAGAGAACAGUAUAUUUUCGAUCCUGUAGGAAUAACGAAGACUAAACAUUUUCGUUUCUGUUUGAAGAUCGUAUUUGUAUAAAUGAUGAGGAACAAGCAGCAUUAGCUUCCACUGGUAUCCAACUAAUUAUGAAUCUACUCACCCAUUUUUAUCCA